Protobothrops mucrosquamatus (brown spotted pit viper) is the source of this 1434-nucleotide messenger RNA. RefSeq names its product high mobility group nucleosomal binding domain 2 (gene HMGN2). Gene Ontology annotation, molecular function: nucleosomal DNA binding. Lineage: Eukaryota; Metazoa; Chordata; Lepidosauria; Squamata; Viperidae. Gene Ontology annotation, biological process: chromatin organization. The transcript has 6 exons. Gene Ontology annotation, cellular component: chromatin; nucleus. The coding region runs from base 274 to 519 and encodes 81 amino acids. The record is from RefSeq and is a predicted model, not a curated record.
CGGUGGGGAUCCGGCUGGAACCGGUUGGGCCGCGUCCGGCUCUAUAUAAAACUUUAUAAACACCCGAUUCAAAUUAGUGGGGUCGCGAGCUACACGAGCGAGCCCAACAAACGGGAUCCCCUUUCCCCCCCUCCUUGUUUUUAUUUUCCGUCCUCCCUUUCUGCGCGGCUUUCCCUCCCAAACAUCCGAGUUUCUCCUUCCGCCUAGAGACCUUGCCUUUCUCGUUUCAAUCCGAGCCGCCUUCUCGCUCUCCCUCCCUCACGCGCCGCUGACAUGCCCAAGAGAAAGGCUGAAGGGGAUACCAAGGGUGACAAGGCCAAAGCAAAGGAUGAGCCACAGCGGAGAUCAGCAAGGCUAUCUGCUAAACCUGCUCCUCCAAAGCCAGAACCCAAACCUAAAAAGGCAGCUCCAAAGAAAGGUGAGAAGGUACCCAAGGGAAAGAAGGGGAAAGCUGAUGCAGGCAAGGAUGGAAACAACCCUGCAGAAAAUGGAGAUGCCAAAACAGACCAGACAAUUUAAAAUAAUAUAAGCAUUUGGGGUACACAAAUCAGAAUAAUAUGAAUCAACAAGCCAGAUAGAAUCAUUGGAUCAGAUCUUCAGUUUGAAUCAUCAGAUCGAAUCAAUUUUUGUUUGGAAUUACCAAAUUGCGUUGAUAUAGUUCAGAAAAAAAAGUACAGACAUUGAGUCAUUGUGUUGGUUCAUAGAGUCAAUUGAAUCUCCAAUUUUUCCAUUUCUAAGAAGCAUGUAUGAAGUCAGUGACUCCUGCAGAAUAAAAUUACUAUGUGAAAUUACAUGUAUCCAAAAGGAAGCCACCAUAGCCUCCCAAUCAAUAUUGUAUUUUAAGUAAUCACAUCCCCAACAAAUCCUGAACCUUUCCUUAACAGCGUCUAGUUUUUAAAAAAGCAUUUUAAUUAAUUAUAAUUUAAAACUAUGACAUACAGGUACCAAAAUGUUUUUUCCUUGACUUUCAUGUUUAAAACCUCUAGUUCAACAUUCACAUAUUUAACUCUUGUCAUGUUUACAAAACAUUACUGUAGGCUUAUUUUGUAAAUAAUGUGUCUAUCUUCUACUGGGGAAUAUAGAACAAUUAAAACUGUCAGCCACAUUUUCACAUUAAAAGUAAUUUAGUUAUUUUUUUAUUUGGUGAAAAACUAGCACAUUAUUACAAUAUGUACAUGCAGGUAUGAAUAGAGACGACUACUAGUUAUGCAAAUGCAAAUAAAAUGAAACAAUUGCAAGAUAAUUCAGUGGUAUAGUUCUGGAUAAUAUUUGAAAUAUUUUAAACAUAAUAAAAUUAUUUGCUUUGUUGCUUAAAUCUCUUCCAUCAAGAGUGCUUGAUUUAUUUGGGCAAUAGCUACAUCUUACAUGCAAACACUUGAUUUUUUGAACAGUAACUGAACAACGUAAAGUGCUCUCUGAUGAACUGCAUUUCUU